UUGGUUUGGUAGUCGGUGUAGUGUUUUUGAUUAGAAAUGUCACUCUGGUSGUAGUAUCGAAAUAUCUUAACAGAAAUUCCAUGUAAUAUUUCCCUGGGAUCUUCACGAUGAUUGACCUGUUGAAAUAUCUCUAAGAUGAGYUUUACUGCAAGAGCUGCAAGCGUCGGAGAGUUGAAUGGUGGUCAAGGAGUCGAUGAAAUUUCAGCCGACCUCGAGCGAAGUAAGAGUUCGAGAAGUUUGGAGAAGAAAAAAAGCUUUCGAUUUCGAUCCAAGCACCGAGAUGAAAGCAAAAAGCUUACGAGAUCUUCGUCUAUGAAAUCUUUGUCUCAUCUUCUUCAGAAAUUGGUUGUUCGAGUAUCAUCUGUUCAACUUGCAAACAACGGUUCCAGUUUUUCGACCAUAUCUUCAAGUAAAGAUGAACUUUCUGUAGUUGAGGGAUCGUCGUAUAAGAAACGUGACGAAAAUGACAACACUUCUCGUAAACCUCCUGAAGUUUAUAGUUUAACUGGUUUGAAGAAUCAUGGUAAUACGUGUUUUAUGAAUGCCAUCAUUCAGUGCUUAGCACACACAGACUAUCUUGCUGAGUAUUUUGUACUCGGAAACUACAUGCAAGAUAUGAUGAAAGUUCGUAAAGGACAAAACAAGAAAUUUGGUACUCGUGGUGAGGUCACUGAAAAACUAGCAAUUCUAUUACAGAAUCUGUGGUCUAGUCAGUAUAAUGCUCAAAUCAGCAGCGAUUUUAAAGCCAUUGUUGGACAACAUGGUUUGCAAUAUCGAGGUUAUGCUCAACACGAUGCUCAAGAGUUCCUACUUUGGUUGCUGGACAAGGUGCACGAAGAUUUGAAUCGUGCUACUAAAAAGAAGUACAAGCCAAAUAAAGACAACAUUGGUAGAUCAGAUGAGUGUAUCGCUCAAGAGUCCUUAUCCAAUCACAUGCGAUGUAAUGACAGUAUUGUCCUCGAUUUGUUCCAAGCACAAUAUCGUUCAUCUUUAGCUUGCCCAAAGUGCAAUCAGCAAUCRACAACUUUUGAUCCAUUUUUAUGUCUUUCUUUACCAAUUCCCCAAAGAGACACAAGACCUGUUUAUGUAACUGUAGUAUUUGUUGGGUCUUCAAGAGCUCCUUUAAGAAUUGGCAUCAGUGUUCCUGUAUAUAGCAAGAUAUCAACACUAAGAGCGUCUGUAUCUGAAAUGACUGAAAUCCCAGUUGGUAACCUUGUAAUCACUGAGCUUGCUGCUAAUGGAUUUCAAAGAACUUUCAGAGAUCAUCAAUCAAUGUCCAUCAUUCAUGAAGGUGACAAUAUAUAUGCCUUUGAGUGCCCCAAACAGCUUUAUCCUGACCCAGACAGUGUUGGUGAUAUGCCGUUAAUAACAUACAAUGACAGUGGUGAACACAACCAAGAUUCAUUAGUCAUUCUUAUUUCUAACUGUCUUGUCAAAGGAAAGAAUAUCAAAAGGUUUGGACCUCCUUUUAUUGUUCAUGUCCUAAGAGAAGUUAGUUUCACACAACUKCAGUCAAUAUUGCUAAAAGCAAUGGGAAGAAUGCUGAAAGAUAAUGUCCAUGAAGUGGCCAAGCAGAAGAAACCACUGUUUAAACUACGAGUUGUUGGUGGCAAUGCUGACAAGUGCUACUUGUCUCCAGAUGUUAUUGAUCAUCCUCUUUACCAAGAAACUGUUGAUAGUGCUGUUCGUUCAAUAGAAGAUAAAAAAUCACCAAAUCAUAUGAAAAUUGUUGUUGAAUGGGAUGAGGACAUCAAAGCAAAUUAUGUUAAACCAGACAUCAAUGGAAAGCCUGAAGAACACUCAAGUGUUCGAGAGAUGGAGAAUCAGUUUCAGACAGCUGAUGGUGUUGAUCUUAAUGACUGCUUUUCUCUCUACACACGAGAAGAACAGCUUGGAGAAGAUGAUGCCUGGCUAUGUCCAAAAUGCAAGACAAGACAGCAAGGAACUGUAAAAAGGCUUAGCCUGUGGUCCCUGCCCGAAGUCYUGGUGGUCCACUUAAAGCGUUUUAGACAGACGCCAUCUGGCAGAACAAAGCUCAAUACAUUUGUUCAUUUUCCCAUUGCUGACCUGGAUAUGACACCUCAUCUUGAACCCAGACAGAAACAGUCCAGUGAUAGUCACAGUCUGCCAUCAUUGACAAGCUGGCGUAGAAACAGGAGAAACUCUUCAAGUACCGAGGAAAACAGUUAUGAYCUUUAUGCGGUGUGUAACCACAUGGGAACCAUGUCUGGYGGCCAUUAUACAGCAUACUGCAAGAAUCCUACUGAUUCRCAAUGGUAUCUCUUUGAUGAUACAAGAGUUGAAAAGAUGCCCACAGAAAAAGUAGUUUCCAGUUCUGCAUAUCUGCUGUUCUAUGUUCGUCACAGUUCCUGUCCAUCAUCUGCCUCAGAGUCAUCGGCAGCAUCAGAUCACUGGACAAGAAAAAUUCCYCAGAUUUGUUCUGAUUCCUUGGCAAGCUCUCGUGAGGAACUUGAUGAUGACAAAUCCCCUACAAGUAGCAACAAGUUAAGUUCAUCUGUUGAUGCUUUAAAUGCUGCAAACAAGCAAGAUACCCAGAAAAGCAAAGAAAACCUGGUUGUCAGUGAAUCAUGUGUCUAAGUGGCUCUCUCAAUCCUCACUUUUUCCUGUUGGACAACAGCGGGUUCCUUCACAUAAUUUAUACUGGUCACAUUCCAAAAUGCAUGCUCUGACAUCAACGUAUGCUUAUAAAUUCAGAGUACUAGAUUUUGGAAUACAGCAAUCCAUAAUGGUUCCUUCACAUAAUUUAUACUGGUCACAUUCCAAAAUGCAUGCUUAUAAACACAUGCUUAUAAAUUCAGAGUACUAGAUUUUGUCCAUGAAAUAACUUCCUAAAUGUUUCUAUUUAGCUGCCUACAAUAAUAUGAACUAAACAACUUUCAUGGCUUGAGUUCAUUUGAUUGUACAAGUACUUUUCAACAGUUUUAACAAGAAUGACAUAUUUUUGUACCCAACUGAUCAGAUGAACUUGAAAAAAAAAUGUACUUCAAAAUAUAAAAUAUACUGCACACUCACAAAUUAAACAGGAAAGGGGUUUAUCUUUUGUUUUUCACUUAUUUGAAAACUGAURCAUACAAUAACCUCUUUAAUAAAGAAGAUCACUAAAUUCU
Exaiptasia diaphana is the source of this 3128-nucleotide messenger RNA. Its product is annotated as ubiquitin carboxyl-terminal hydrolase 31. The transcript is spliced from 9 exons. Lineage: Eukaryota; Metazoa; Cnidaria; Anthozoa; Actiniaria; Aiptasiidae. Gene Ontology annotation, biological process: protein deubiquitination. Bases 136 to 2598 code for a protein of 820 amino acids. Gene Ontology annotation, molecular function: cysteine-type deubiquitinase activity. The record is from RefSeq and is a predicted model, not a curated record.